AUGGCUUCCGAGAAUGGCAGUCCUGAAUGGACAGCCCCACGGGUCCGUGAGACUUUCCUCGACUUCUUCAAGCAGAAUGGCCAUACAUUCGUUCCUUCCUCGGCCGUUGCGCCCCUUUCUGACCCAACUCUCCUCUUUACCAAUGCUGGAAUGAACCAGUUCAAGUCCAUUUUUCUGGGAACAGUGGAUCCACAGUCAGACUUUGCAAAGCUUCGGAGCGCGGUUAACUCACAGAAGUGCAUUCGGGCUGGUGGAAAGCAUAAUGACCUGGAUGAUGUGGGCAAGGAUAGUUAUCACCAUACCUUCUUCGAAAUGCUCGGUAACUGGAGCUUCGGUGACUACUUCAAAAAAGAAGCUAUCUCGUACUCUUGGACUCUUCUGACCAAGGUCUAUGGACUGCAACCCGAUCGCCUCUAUGUAACCUAUUUCGAGGGUAACGAGGCGGGUGGCCUGGAGCCUGAUCUGGAGGCAAAAGAACUAUGGAAAUCCGUGGGAGUUCCCGAGGACCAUAUUCUUCCCGGCAACAUGAAAGACAAUUUCUGGGAAAUGGGUGACCAAGGCCCCUGUGGACCUUGCAGCGAGGUGCACUAUGAUCGCAUUGGUGGUCGCAACGCUGCCUAUCUGGUUAACCAGGAUGAUCCAAACGUUCUGGAGAUUUGGAACAACGUCUUUAUUCAAUACAACCGCGAAGCAGAUCGCUCCCUCAAGCCGCUCCCCAACAAGCAUGUUGAUACUGGACUGGGAUUUGAGCGGCUGGUGUCAGUUCUUCAGAACAAGUCAUCCAACUACGACACCGAUGUUUUCACGCCCAUUUUCCAGGCUAUCCAAAAUGUCACUGGUGCUCGAGAGUACCGCGGCCAGUUUGGAGCCGACGAUCCUGAUGGCAUAGAUACUGCUUAUCGUGUGGUUGCCGACCACGUGCGCACGCUCAUGUUCGCAAUUUCUGAUGGAGUCGUCCCUAAUAACGAAGGCCGGGGCUAUGUGAUUCGUCGUGUUCUUCGUCGCGGGGCCCGAUUCGCUCGCAAGUACUUCCAGGUCGAAAUCGGUGGCUUCUUUUCGAAGCUUGUUCCCACCGUUGUUGAGCAGCUUGGUGAAAUGUUCCCCGAACUGACGAGGAAGCAACAAGAUGUGAUGGAGAUACUGGACGAGGAGGAAUUGUCGUUCGCCAAAACACUGGAUAGGGGCGAGCGUCAAUUUGAGCAAUACGCCCAGCAGGCCAAAGUCAAGGGUUUCGAAAAGCUCCACGGUGCAGACGUCUGGCGUCUUUAUGACACGUUCGGAUUUCCCGUUGACUUGACUCAAAUCAUGGCCGAGGAACGUGGCCUCCGUAUCGAUGAUGCUGAAUUCGAGGAAGCGCGGCUGAAAGCCAAGGAGGCUAGUAAGGGACAGAAGAAAGCUGCCGCAAAUGCUUUGAAACUCGACGUCCACGACUUGAACAAACUGGAGAAGAUGAAGGAUGUUGUCAAGACAGACGACUCUGCUAAGUUUGGCAAAAGUAAUAUCACUGCACAUGUGAAGGCUAUUUACCACGGGAGGGACUUCCAUGACAGCACAGAUUGUGCCUCUGAGGGCGGACUACUCGGUGUUAUACUCGACUGCACUAACUUUUAUGCCGAGCAGGGUGGCCAGGAAAGUGACACAGGCAAAAUCGUCAUUGAUGGACAGGCUGAGCUAGAGGUUGGAGAUGUCCAGACUUAUGCAGGAUAUGUUCUCCAUACCGGUUUCAUGAAAUAUGGUACUCUCUCUGUGGGCGACUCUGUCAUUUGCGAAUACGACGAGCUUCGCCGUUGGCCCAUCCGCAAUAACCAUACCGGCACUCAUAUUCUCAACUUCGCAUUGAAAGCGAUCCUCGGUGACGGAGUCGAUCAGAAAGGCUCUCUUGUGGCAGCCGAGAAGCUUCGAUUUGACUUCUCUCACAAGGCCGCGGUGUCUGAUGCAGACUUGGAAAAAAUCGAAGCCAAGGCUACCGAGUACAUCCGACAGAACUGCGCCGUGUAUUCUCAGGAUGUGCCUCUGGCAACCGCUCAGCAGAUAACCGGUGUUCGGGCAGUUUUUGGUGAAACCUACCCAGACCCUGUCCGUGUUGUUUCUGUCGGAGUUGAGCUGGAGGAAAUCCUGCGAAAUGUCAAGGACCCCCGCUGGGAAGAAGUCAGCAUCGAGUUCUGUGGCGGGACCCACGUCCAAAAGACGGGAGACAUCAAGGAUUUGAUUAUUCUGGAAGAGAAUGGCAUUGCCAAGGGAAUUCGCCGCAUCAUUGCUGUCACUGGUGAGGAUGCUCACGAGGUGCAACGCCUCGCUCAUGACUUUGGAAAUCGUCUGAACAGGCUGGACGCGAUGCCUCUUGGCCCCGAAAAGGAGCGUGAAGCCAAGCAAGUCCAGGUGGACCUCAACCAACUUGUUAUCUCAGCGGUCCAGAAAGCUCGAUUCCGUGAACGUUUCACUGCUAUCAACAAACAAGUCCUCGAUGGCCAGAAAGCCCAACAGAAGCUGGAGGUCAAGCAGGCUGUGGAGGCUAUUAACUCCCACUUCCAAUCUUCAGAGAACAAAGAUUCCUCAUGGCUUGUUGUGAAACUUCCCAUGCCAGCCAGUGCGAAGGCUGUCAGCGAAUCCAUCAAUCACGUCAAGUCGAAAAUGCAAAACAAGAAUGUAUACGUGUUGGCUGUUGACUCUGAGCAAAGCCGCGUUGCCCAUGGUUGCUUUGUCUCGAAGGAGCUUGGUGACCAGGGUGCUUCUGCGACGGACUGGGCUGCUGUUGUUUCUGGUGUUGUUGGAGGCAAGGCUGGAGGGAAAGGGUCGACUUCCCUGGGCAACGGUACUAACCCGGACAAGGUCGACGAAGCCGUUUCUCUUGCCUCGGACUACCUAAGCAAGUUCAAGCUCUAA
Messenger RNA from Penicillium argentinense, 2883 nucleotides. RefSeq names its product alanine--tRNA ligase. Gene Ontology annotation, cellular component: mitochondrion; cytoplasm. Gene Ontology annotation, molecular function: alanine-tRNA ligase activity; aminoacyl-tRNA deacylase activity; nucleic acid binding. Lineage: Eukaryota; Fungi; Ascomycota; Eurotiomycetes; Eurotiales; Aspergillaceae. The record is from RefSeq and is a predicted model, not a curated record. Bases 1 to 2883 code for a protein of 960 amino acids. The transcript is spliced from 6 exons. Gene Ontology annotation, biological process: alanyl-tRNA aminoacylation; tRNA modification.